Messenger RNA from Carlito syrichta (Philippine tarsier), 2769 nucleotides. RefSeq names its product CCR4-NOT transcription complex subunit 7 (gene CNOT7). Gene Ontology annotation, cellular component: P-body; CCR4-NOT core complex; CCR4-NOT complex. Bases 674 to 1288 code for a protein of 204 amino acids. Lineage: Eukaryota; Metazoa; Chordata; Mammalia; Primates; Tarsiidae. Gene Ontology annotation, molecular function: poly(A)-specific ribonuclease activity; nucleic acid binding. The transcript is spliced from 8 exons. The record is from RefSeq and is a predicted model, not a curated record.
GCGCCCCGCCCCUUCUGCGUGGCGUGUCAUCAUCUGGCGCCCCCGCCGGAACGUGUGAAAAGCGACGGCGCAGCACGGUGCGGCGCAGCUCCGGCUCCCCUUUCCCCCUUGCUGGGCGAGAGGUGUCUAUGGGGCACCCGCUGCCGCCGCCGCCGCUACCGCCGCCGCCACCGCUGCCGGGUGCUGUCUCUAUGGCGAGGAGGAGAAGGAGGAGCGCGAGCUCAGAGAUACAAGUACAUAAAUAAGAUACAUAAAUAUUUUAUGAAACAAACUUCAAUCAAGUGUAACAUUUUGAUGCUUGGCAUCUAGACUUCCUUGUGCCCUCACUAUGCCAGCAGCAACUGUAGAUCAUAGCCAAAGAAUUUGUGAAGUUUGGGCUUGCAACUUGGAUGAAGAGAUGAAGAAGAUUCGUCAAGUUAUCCGAAAAUAUAAUUACGUUGCUAUGUUCUUAAGAAACUUGGGUUUAGCACUGGAAUAUUGUGAGCAUAGUUUCACAUACCCCUUGGAAUACAUGAAUUUAUUAUUUUUCCGCUUCCUUGAAUAUUGAGACACCGAGUUUCCAGGUGUGGUUGCAAGACCCAUUGGAGAAUUCAGGAGCAAUGCUGACUAUCAAUACCAACUAUUGCGGUGUAAUGUAGACUUGUUAAAGAUAAUUCAGCUAGGACUGACAUUUAUGAAUGAGCAAGGAGAAUACCCUCCAGGAACUUCAACAUGGCAGUUUAAUUUUAAAUUUAAUUUGACGGAGGACAUGUAUGCCCAGGACUCUAUAGAGCUACUAACAACAUCUGGUAUCCAGUUUAAAAAACAUGAGGAGGAAGGAAUUGAGACCCAGUACUUUGCAGAACUUCUUAUGACUUCAGGAGUGGUCCUAUGUGAAGGGGUCAAAUGGUUGUCAUUUCAUAGCGGUUAUGACUUUGGCUAUUUAAUCAAAAUCCUGACCAACUCUAACUUGCCUGAGGAAGAACUUGACUUCUUUGAGAUCCUUCGAUUGUUUUUUCCUGUCAUUUAUGAUGUGAAGUACCUCAUGAAGAGCUGCAAAAAUCUCAAAGGUGGAUUACAAGAAGUUGCUGAACAGUUAGAGCUGGAACGGAUAGGACCACAACAUCAGGCAGGAUCUGAUUCAUUGCUCACAGGAAUGGCCUUUUUCAAAAUGAGAGAAAUGUUCUUUGAAGAUCAUAUUGAUGAUGCCAAAUAUUGUGGUCAUUUGUAUGGCCUUGGUUCUGGUUCAUCCUAUGUACAGAAUGGCACAGGGAACGCAUAUGAAGAGGAAGCCAACAAGCAGUCAUGACACGAACUAGCCCUUUUGUUUUUUAUCUUAUUUGAGCUACACACAUGCUUGUAUAUAGGUUUUAUCUCUGGUUGAAUAGACAAUACCUUUUCCCCCCCUUUCAGAGCCCAUUUUAUUGUCUGCCUUUCAGUACUAAGUAUGGCCAUUCCUAUCUCAGAUCUUAAUAAAUAGAAAAGCAUUCAGGUUAAAUUUGGCCUUAAUUUAAUAUACUUGUUAGCAAGCGUGUGUGACAGAGUGGGGAAAGCUACAUCAUAUUGAAUGUUUUGAUAAACUUCUACUUGAGUUUGGUUUAUUUUUCCCUUUUCCUAAAUUAACUAGCACUGACUGUAAUUUAUUUCCUGUUUUAUGUCUCUCCCUUCCAUUCUGCAGGAUUUUAGCUAUUUGAGAUUGUGGAUCAUCAAUUUUGCACUUUAGAGAGUGAUUCUUACUCAGAUCCUCUGUUUUAUCAGAAAUUUUGGUUUUUUGUGCUUUUAGCUUGAAAAAUGACCAACUGCCAACUUUAUACAGUAUUUACUUGUUUUUGACCCACAGAAUAUAGCACAUUCAUUGUGCAAACUGUUGAUUCAGCAAGAUUAACAAAAAAAGAUAACAAAACUACUGAGGAGCUUAGUAACUGCUGUUUCUAUGUGUAGUGUUUAAUCUUCCAAGCACAUCUAGUGUCUGUCAGUUUCUAAUUGGCAUGUGUAGGCUACUCUGUGACUGAAGAAUUUUCAAACCAGCUUUACACCCUUCAGGAAAUAUCCCUUGUGAUUGGAUGUUUAAUAUCUGCCAGGAAACUCAUAUUCAAGAUGUUGAAACUACAGUUAUUUUAUGGUAGCACACUUCCCUUGAUCCGCUUCUUUUUAUUCCUUCACUGUUGACCCUUGUGUUUUUAAUUUUAUAGCCAUACUUAUGAUGCUCUUGAUUUGUUGAUUACACAAAUCAGUUUUAUUAAAAUCCAAAGAUAACAGGUCUUUAGGUAUAUUUUGUACCAAAUUAAAUUAGAAGACAAAUUGUGCUUUCAUAGUUGCUACACAGAUAAAUAAUGGAGAGAUUUGGUGCAAAACAACAAACUACAAUAUAUAUAUAUUCAUAUACAUAUAGCUAAUUAAAUUACCUGAGGAGUGUAAUGCUUGUUUAUUUUUUUGUGUAUAUCUUUGCAAUCUAUUUUAUAUAUAUUGACAAAAAAGACUGUGAAAUAUUUCACCAUGCAGAAUAUGUGACCAGACCAGAGCAUGUGUAGGAAGACUUUUUGGUAAUCAUUAACUCUACCCUGAAAUGAUGGAAUACAAGUUAUAACGUGUGUUAUCUACACUUCAAUCAGUAAUAUUAGCAAAUCUCCAAAUGUUAGCCACACUGGUUUGUUUCCCUUGUACAUUAUUCAUAUUACAAUGCUGUAACUGGGUGGUCCUUUUUAAACAAAACAUUAUUUGCAAAACAGAGGGUAUUAUUUGUUUUUAAAGCUUUUGUAAAUAAAGGCUUCAGAAAUGUUUUCUUACUUA